Messenger RNA from Trichophyton rubrum CBS 118892, 369 nucleotides. RefSeq lists its product as uncharacterized. Lineage: Eukaryota; Fungi; Ascomycota; Eurotiomycetes; Onygenales; Arthrodermataceae. The coding region runs from base 1 to 369 and encodes 122 amino acids. The transcript has a single exon. The record is from RefSeq and is a predicted model, not a curated record.
AUGCCCCUUCCAUCGUCCACACCACCAUCACAGCGGCCUCUCCCUCUCCGUCCUGCUUGUUAUCUGCACAGCCUCUUUAGCGUUUUCUCACCACUGCGUCUCUCCAACCUGGCGUUGCUACAUUUUUUUUUAUUCCGAUACAUCUACUUGGUUUUAAUAAGGCAUUCCAGAGACAUACCCCUUGGUCAGGACACUCGGCCGUCUCUUCCCUUCUCUCCGCUUCGGUUUUUCGUUCCGUAUACCCCCCCUAAAUGUCUCUCUCCCUUAUAUGCUGCCGUUUCUUGUCUACGAUGCAUCUGUCACUACGGGGUUUUUGGUUUCUUCUGCUCGUCCUAUGCGCACGGUUGCAUUUUCUCCCACGUUUUCUAA